Messenger RNA from Malus domestica (apple), 1392 nucleotides. The record is from RefSeq and is a predicted model, not a curated record. Lineage: Eukaryota; Viridiplantae; Streptophyta; Magnoliopsida; Rosales; Rosaceae.
GUCAUAUAACCAUGCAAAGCAAAGCAAACAUACAGAAAAAGAUGGCUUCCCGCAGCAUUGGGUUGUUGGCACUUGUCUGCUUGCUCAGCUUGAGCAAUGCCCAUAGGGUCCUCAAAAUCAAGGACCCAAGUGGGCAUGAAAUGAAAAUGAGAAUGCAAAAACCCAUGGGCCAAGGCGUUGGCAUUGGCAUUGGGACUGGAAGUGGAACUGGGGAAGGUGUAGGCAUUGGGAGGGGUAUUGGUGAAGGUGGUGAUGGUGAAGGAUUUGGAGAGGGCUAUGGAAAAGGCAUUGGAGAAGGUGGAGAUGGGAAAGGAUUUGGAGAGGGUUACGGAAAAGGCAUUGGUGAAGGCGGUGAUAGAGAAGGAUUCGGAGAGGGCUAUGGCAAAGGCAUUGGAGAAGGCGGAGAUGGGAAAGGAUUUGGAGAGGGCUACGGAAAAGGCAUUGGUGAAGGCGGUGAUAGAGAAGGAUUCGGAGAGGGCUAUGGCAAAGGCAUUGGUGAAGGUGGAGAUGGGAAAGGAUUCGGAGAAGGCUCUGGAAAAGGCAUUGGUGAAGGCGGAGAUGGGAAAGGAUUUGGAGAGGGCUUCGGAAAAGGCAUUGGUGAAGGUGGAGAUGGGAAAGGAUUUGGAGAGGGCUACGGAAAAGGCAUUGGUGAAGGUGGAGAUGGAGGAUUCCGAGAGGGCUAUGGCAAAAGCAUUGGUGAAGGUGGACAUGGGAAAGGAUUCGGAGAGGGCUAUGGAAAAGGUAUUGGUGGAAAAGGUAUUGGUGGAAAAGGUAUUGGUGAAGGCAGUGAUAGAGAAGGAUUUAAAGAGGGCUAUGGAAAAGGCAUUGGUGAAGGUAGUGAUGGUGAAGGGAUUGGAAUGGGCUAUGGUGUUGGCAGAGGCUCUGGCAAAGGUGUUGGGCAUGGAAAAGGCAUUGGUGAAGGUAGUGGAAGAGACGCUGGCACUGGUAUUGGCAUUGGGCGAGGUUCUGGAGACAGUGGAUAUGGGGAGGGUCGAGGAGUUGGUAUUGGGACUGGGCAUGGUGAUAGCGGGUUUGGUUACGGAAGCAAUUGCGGUGGGGGCUUUUACGUUCCUCUCCCAGGUUGCGGUUGUAGUUACCCAAGUGAGCCAGACCCAGAUCAGUCAAUUGAUUGGUACCAAGUUUGCAAGGCAUGUAGUUACCCGGGUGCGCCGGGCUGUGGCUGCCCUGAAAGCUCACUUUAUAGGUACCAUAUCUGCAACAGUUAUGGUGUCCUCCACCGAGCAGGCCAGGGUGGACAAGGAGAACGCAUGCAACCAGAUUCAUCAACCAACACACCAAAUGCUGCAAAGCUACAUAACUAGAGAACUUUAUGAAGUCUGUACGUAAAAGUAAAAGCUUAAGAAAAUAAAAUACUAGUGCAAUUCUAAUGAA